Molecule: messenger RNA, 1362 nt
Organism: Elephantulus edwardii (Cape elephant shrew)
Lineage: Eukaryota; Metazoa; Chordata; Mammalia; Macroscelidea; Macroscelididae
Product: putative elongation factor 1-alpha-like 3-like
Biological process (GO): translation; translational elongation
Molecular function (GO): GTPase activity; translation elongation factor activity; GTP binding
Source: RefSeq, a predicted model, not a curated record
AUGGCAAAGAAGAAGAAGACGAUGACGAAGAAGAAAGUAAUACAGGUGUUGGUGAAUACUAUCCUAAGCCAAAAUGGGGAGACCCAUAUCAACAUUGUUGUCAAUGGACACAUAGAUUCAGGCAAGUCCACCACUAGUGGCCACCUGAUUUACCAAUGUGGUGGGAUCUACAAGAGAACCACUGAGAAAUUUGAGAAGGAAGCUGUGGAGAUGGGAAAGGGCUCCUUCAAAUACACCUUAAAGAAACAGACAGUGAAACGUGAGUGUGGCAUCACCACUGAAAUCUCCCUGUGGAAAUUUGAGACCAGCAGGUACUAUAUGACCAUCAUUGAUGCCCUAGGACAUAGAGACUUUAUAAAAAACGUGUUUGCAGGAACAUCACAGGCUGACUGCACCGUUCUGAUCGCUGCUGCUUGGGUUGGAGAAUUUGAGGCUGGUAUCUCAGAGAAAGAGAAGACUCUUAGCAUGCCCUUCUGGCUUGUACACAGGGUAAGAGAGUACAAGGAAAUUGUUAAGGAAGUUAGCACCUGUUGUUCCACAGUUGGUUAUGAUCCACACAAUUGCUCUAUAGUUUCCACACUCUGUUGGGUAGACUUUGCCUUGGUUAAAAAAAAAACAAACCAGCCUUUGUUCAAGGGAUGGAAAGUCACCCGGAAGGAUGGCGGUGCCUGUGGAACUCCACUGCUUGAAGCUUUGUGUAUCCUGCCACCAACUCAUCCAACUGAUAAGCCCCUGCGUCUGCCUCUCCAGGAUGUCUACAGGAUUUGUGUUGGUACUGUCCCUGUGAGCAGAGCGGAGACUGCUGUUCUCAAGUCUGGCAUGGUGGUCACAUUUGCCCCAGUCAGUGUUGCCACUGAAGUAAAGUUUGUUGAAAUGCGCCCUGAGGCUUUGAGUGAAGCUUUGCCCUGUAACAAUGUUUGCUGCAAAGUUAAGAAGUCGCUGAAAGAUGUUCAAUGUGGCGACCUGGCUGGUGACAGCAAAAACGACCCACCCAUGGAAGCAGGUGUCACUGCUCAGGUGAUCAUCGUCAACCGUCCUGGCGAAGGCAGUGCUGGUUAUGCACCUGUGCUGCAUUGUCAUGCAGCUCACAUUCCUUGCAAGUUUGCUGAGCCCAAAGAGAAGACUGAUCACUGUUCUGGUAAGAAGCUGAAAGAUGGCCCCAAAUUCCUGAAGUCUGGUGAUGUUGCCAUUGUUGAUAUGGUUCCUUACAAGCCCAGGUGUGUGGAGAGCUUCUCUGACUACCCUCCUCUGGGUCGUUUUGCUGUUGUGAGACAGACUAUUGCUGUGGGUGUCAUCAAAGCAGUGGACAAGAAGGCUGCUGGAGCUGGCAAGGUCACCAAGUCUGCUCAGAAAGCUCAAUGA